AUGGACCUGCCACCGGAGCUUGUCUGCCGCAUCGCUGGCGGCCUUGAUGACCUCAAGUGGUACACGAGUGCGCGGGGCGCCUGCACGACAUGGCGUCGCACACUUGUGCCGCCAUCGCCAUCCCUGCUCAUCGACCACGGCGACGGCAAGCUCUGCCCCGCCGCGCGCCGCUCCUUCAAGCUCACCACCAUCCCGUUGGCCAGGACCUGUCUCGGCUGCUGUAGCGGAUGGCUCGCCCUCUCCAUUUGCAUCGACGGCAUCCGUAGCCUGCUCAACCUCUUCCACCCCAUCACGGCCGUUGAGAUCCUCCUACCCCUGCUUGUCUAUGACAGUCGCCUUGUCUCCAAGAUCGUCUUUGCUCCCAACCCUGCCACUGACGACUUUGUGGCCACUGUGAUCUGUGACAUUGAUAGGGUUGCCUACAUCACCACAGGGGCCAGGAGGUGGUCCGUCCUCGACCCCAUCCGCCUCACUGUUAGAGACCAGCUCAUCGACCUCCUCUACCACGAAAAUGGUAGGGUCUACUUCCUCACUCGGUUUGGAGACGUUCACGUGCUCUUCCUACCGCAGCGCCACCACCCGGAACCUAUCAUCCUCGAGGUCGACACAUCAGCAUAUCCUGCAGUGCAUAAUAGGAAAAUCAUCCAGAUGCAUGGGACAAGACCGGAUUUAAGUGCGCCGGCCACCAUUAAGGCAUUGUUGUCAUCUAUGGGAAGCAACCUAUCGUAA
This is a messenger RNA of Triticum aestivum (bread wheat), 729 nucleotides long. RefSeq lists its product as uncharacterized. Bases 1 to 729 code for a protein of 242 amino acids. The transcript has 2 exons. The record is from RefSeq and is a predicted model, not a curated record. NCBI's taxonomy places the organism in Eukaryota, Viridiplantae, Streptophyta, Magnoliopsida, Poales, Poaceae.